This is a messenger RNA of Mytilus trossulus (common blue mussel), 1125 nucleotides long. RefSeq lists its product as uncharacterized. The record is from RefSeq and is a predicted model, not a curated record. Bases 1 to 1125 code for a protein of 374 amino acids. The transcript has a single exon. NCBI's taxonomy places the organism in Eukaryota, Metazoa, Mollusca, Bivalvia, Mytilida, Mytilidae.
AUGGCAACUCUAGUUGACCAAAUGGACCAGCGAGUCAGUAAAAUAGAAAUGCAGAGUGAGUUUACCGAAAUGACACAAUAUGCUACAGAGUUACAAAUGUAUUUUGGUCUAAGAGAAAUUGAGAAAACUACUUUUCAAGUAACUAAAUACAUUGAAGAUUUAGAAAGUGGAGACAACUUUAAUGAACAAAAUCUAGAGGUUAAAAUUUCAUCUGCUCUUCGGUCAAAAUUAAAAGAUGUAAAAUCAUUUGGGUAUAUUAAGAUAAAUACCACUUCAUCUACUCUCCAAAUAAAGACCGGAAGAAAAGAUCAAGCCCAGCAUUUGGUUUCAAAAGGCCCAGGAAUAGAUCAUAUUAUACCAUCCUUGUCGAAAAGUCUCAUAAUUCCAGAGAAUAUGAGGUCUUUGGAUAUUUAUGCCACUUUAAUUCUACCAAAUGGCAAGUUUGUUAUACUGGAUUCCAACAAAACACUACUUAUGUUCAGUAAUGAAGGCAUCUUUAUCAGACAAAUAGUCACAUUCACAGAGGAUUCAUAUCGUGCUUGCUUUGUGAGACAAAAUACAGUGGCUCUCACGUUAGGCUUAGCAAACCAGAUAGCAUUAGUGGAUAUAGAAAAAAAUGCAAUCAUUGAAAGAAUUGAAUUUCCUCAUAAAUGUGAUGGAGCAGCAAGUAAUGGUACAACUUUGGUUAUCAACGAAGAUGGUGGAAAGAUUACUACUGUGAAUCUGAAUGACAAGUCUCACACAAUCUUAGAAGUGAUUGGGACUGAUUGUAUUUCAUUGUUCAAAGGAAAAAUAUAUUGUGCUGUUUACCUUGAAAACAAAGUCUACUGUUACAAAAUUACUGGUGAACCGCUGUGGACAUUUCAGCACCAAGAUAUUGCCAGCCCAGUUGGAAUUGCAUUAGACAUGCAUGGGUUCGUUUAUAUAGUUUCUAUUAGAAACAUCAGCAUUGUGGUAGUAUCACCCGAUGGUAAAACAUGCAAGACAAUACUAUCAGAGGAUGAUGGAAUCACAGUUCCUUGGGCAAUAGACAUCAACAGAGAAACCAGAAUGAUGGUAGUGUCAAAUGAAAUAAGUGAUGCUAGUGGUGCAACCUACCAAACAGCUUUCGUAUAUAAAAUUUAA